AUGUCGUCGCCAUACGAUCAUCGAGGCUCGUCCCGUCGAAGAGGGGUCUGGACUCACUGGGUACCUUUGGCGGUCACGGUUACGGUUGCUACCGUAGGGCUUGCGGCAUGGGUAUGGAGCCAGCGCAAUGACGAUGAGGAAGAGGCUGGCCCUAUACAACACGAUCUGGACUACGAGAAUGCCGACUAUGGCGAUAACCCCGCGUACGGCGCAACCAACCGGGGCGGCGACAGCGCCAGCAUCAAGCCGCCACCGUCCUUCUCCACCGAACUGAGGGAGGGCGAGACGGGAUACGGCACGGCUCAGGGACAUGAUGCUGCUGCCGGCUGGGGAUCCAGAAUGUCUGGCGCACUGCGACGGACCCCGAGUCCGCAACAGUUCUUCGACAGCGCAGGCCGGACUGUUGGCGCUGGAGUCGCUGCUGUGGGCGCUGCUGUUGGUAGUGCACUGGCAUCGAUACGCGAGGACGACAAGAACGCAUAUGCUGACCACGAGACAUGGUCCGAAGAGGCAGAUGCGAAGAAGGAUCGGUCCGCAACCUCAUCUCCGAAGAACGGAAAUCAGCGUCGCAAAGUUGUCGCCGUCGUUGUUUCUGCCGAUAGCCAGAGUGGUGACAUUGACGAAGAUGCAUUCCAUGAGCACGCAUCUAUCUUGUCGCACAUCCCGAGGGUCAAUGAUUUCUCCAAGAUCAAGCUAUUCGUGCUCAUCUACGCUCCGAAUCUGAAGGAGUCGUCGUUAGAAGCUACGGGUAAUCUUCCACCUGCCUCCCUCAGUUCUUCCUUUUCCAACAUUGGACCAGAGCACAUCCAAUCGCCCAAGGACGAAGUGAAGAACCCCAUGGGGAACAAUGCUUCUGCCAGCCCGGCAUACAACGCUGUUUACUCUCAGGCUCUUGCCUUGGUCGAGAAAGAGACCAUGGUUAUGCCAUUCACAACUCCGAAUGGGCACGCUCACAUCCUUCGCCAUCUGAGCCCUGAGAUAAUCUAUCUCCAGGAAUCCUUGGCCGGUGACAGUGGUGCGAUUGUUACCCAACUUCAGUCCUGGCUUCGCCACGAUAUCGUCCUUGUGGUUGGUGCUGAGAGUGGACAUGGGGGGCUUGCCGAUAGUGAAUCGGAGGCCGAACGGCCGGGCCAGCCCGAGAAGUGGUGGCAGAGGCCGGAACGGGUCGGCCGUGGAAGAGGCGUGGUUGUGGUGGAUGGAAUGCGGGUUAACGACGACUGGGCGAGGCGUGUGCAGGGCAAGGAAUAA
Messenger RNA from Thyridium curvatum, 1248 nucleotides. RefSeq lists its product as uncharacterized. The transcript has 3 exons. The coding region runs from base 1 to 1248 and encodes 415 amino acids. The record is from RefSeq and is a predicted model, not a curated record. NCBI's taxonomy places the organism in Eukaryota, Fungi, Ascomycota, Sordariomycetes, Thyridiales, Thyridiaceae.